Molecule: messenger RNA, 783 nt
Organism: Oncorhynchus masou masou (cherry salmon)
Lineage: Eukaryota; Metazoa; Chordata; Actinopteri; Salmoniformes; Salmonidae
Product: brain acid soluble protein 1-like
Exons: 3
Coding region: 1-783 (260 amino acids)
Source: RefSeq, a predicted model, not a curated record
AUGGCCAAAGCCUCCAGUGAUGAUCCAUGGCACGAAGUCUCCAGUGAUGAUCCAUGGCCCGGAGCCUGCAGUGAUGAUCCAUGGCACGGAGCCUGCAGUGAUGAGCCAGGGAAAGGAGCCUCCAGCGACGGUCCCCAGUCCGGAGCCUGCAGCGACUGUUCCCAGUCCGGAGCCUGCAGCGACUCCUGCAGCGACGGUCCCCAGUCCGGAGCCUGCAGCGACGGUCCCCAGCCCGGAGCCUCCAGCGACGGUCCUCAGUCCGGAGCCUGCAUCGAUGAUCUACGGUGCGGAGGUCCCGGCAACGAUCCCUGCAUCAGAGGCGCCACCAAAGUGGGGGAAGCCUCAAGCAGAGAGGGGUCUGCGUCCUGCACUGGAGCCCCACCGGAGCCCCCACUGAGAGAGCACAGAGUCAAAUCUGAGGCCAGUCCCAACAGAUCUGAGGCCAGUCCCAACAGAUCUGAGGCCAGUCCCAACAGAUCUGAGGCCAGUCCCAACAGAUCUGAGGCCAGUCCCAACAGAUCUGAGGCCAGUCCCAACAGAUCUGAGGCCAGUCCCAACAGAUCUGAGGCCAGUCCCAACAGAUCUGAGGCCAGUCCCAACAGAUCUGAGGCCAGUCCCAACAGAUCUGAGGCCAGUCCCAACAGAUCUGAGGCCAGUCCCAACAGAUCUGAGGCCAGUCCCAACAGAUCUGAGGCCAGUCCCAACAGAUCUGAGGCCAGUCCCAACAGAUCUGAGGCCAGUCCCAACAGGCCCGUCUUUAUCAAUUGCCCCCGAGGGUGUUAA